CUCUCGUCCAUCGUUUAGCUUCCAGGGCGCACAAAACUACACCAGAAACAAAACUAAUACCUACACUCUCCCUCUGCUCGCACGUUCGUUUCUUUCGCUGGAAAACUCAGAGAGCCGAAACGUUUCGGUCUCUGACGCCAAAAACAGUGCCCUAAAAAGAUUGCGUCAAUUAAUCACGUCGUGAUUUUUGUACAGAUUUCAGUUUUAAAAUGCAACGAGAUAUUCGAAAAUGGUUGAUGAAGGCACACGAUAAAGGCAAUGACAAUGCUGAUACCAAUGCUAAGAAGAAACCUCCUCCAACUGAGCCGAAGACCGAAACACCUGUGUGUGGAGGUCAAGAAGGUUCAGGAAGGAGGAAAACUAGCAAGUAUUUUGCGGCAAAUAAACAGAAGCAAAAAGAGGAUAAAGAAGUAGAGGAUCUUCCUGCUAAGAGAAAAGCUCAAAAUGAUGGUGUCCAAUCUGUGAAACCCCCACCUUCUAAAAAGGUUCACAAAGUUGAUGAUGAAGAAGAAGAUGAUGACUUUUCCUUGCCCAAGAAGAAGAAUGAUGCUUCUCCUAGUAAGAAAUUGAAGAGCAGUUCAGGCAGGGGAAUUGCUCAGAAACCUGUACAUGUUAACGAAAGUGAUGAAGAUGAUGUGAAGGAUACUGAAUCUCCUCUGAAAUCUGGUGGCAGAGGUCGUGGUGGUAGGGGUGUGUCUGGGGCACCUUCUGGUGGAAGGGGCAGAGGUGGUGGACGGGGAGGAUUUAUGAACUUUGGUGAGAGGAAAGAUCCUCCACACAAAGGAGAAAAGGAAGUCCCUGAAGGUGCUCCUAAUUGUUUAGCUGGUUUAACUUUUGUGAUUAGUGGAACGCUUGACAGUUUGGAAAGAGAAGAGGCAGAAGACUUGAUUAAAAGGCAUGGAGGUCGUGUUACUGGAUCUGUCAGCAAGAAAACGAGUUAUCUUUUAUGUGAUGAGGAUAUUGAGGGACGGAAAUCUUCUAAAGCCAAAGAACUUGGCACACCUUUUCUUACCGAGGAUGAGCUGUUUGAUAAGAUCCGCUCCUCAAAGAAUUCAAAAGCCCCGGCACAAGAAGACUCAAAGGUGUCUGUGGAGAAAGUCGCAUCUCUGCCAAAGAAAAGUCCUCAGAAAGCAGACUUGAAGAGUAGCUCUUUGAUGUCAAAUGCAGCCCACAAAGAUUUGGGUGUAGGUUCCCAGCAAGCAAAGCAGAAAGAUCAAGCUAUACAACGCUCAUCCCUAAUAUGGACAGAAAAAUAUAGGCCAAAGGUUCCAAAUGAGAUGAUAGGAAAUCAGUCACUGGUUACUCAGCUCCAUAAUUGGUUGAAGAACUGGAAUGAGCAGUUCCAUGAUACUGGAAACAAGGGAAAGGGCAAAAAACAAAACGAUUCUACCGGAAAAAAAGCUGUUCUAUUGAGUGGACCACCUGGAAUAGGGAAAACAACAUCAGCAAAGCUGGUCUCUAAAAUGCUUGGUUUCCAGGCAAUCGAGGUAAAUGCCAGUGACAAUCGUGGGAAGGCAGAUGCCAAGAUUUUUAAAGGAAUCAGUGGAAGCAAUGCAAAUUGCAUAAAGGAACUUAUCAGCAACGAAGCUCUGGGUUUUGAGAUGGAUAGGUCAAAGCAUCUGAAAACAGUUUUGAUCAUGGAUGAGGUAGAUGGAAUGUCUGCUGGAGAUAGAGGUGGAGUUGCUGAUCUUAUUGCUAGUAUAAAGAUUUCCAAAAUUCCUAUCAUCUGCAUCUGUAAUGACCGUUAUAGUCAGAAGCUAAAAAGUCUUGUGAACUACUGCUUGCUUCUCAGUUUCCGGAAGCCUACAAAACAACAGAUGGCAAAGAGGUUAACUCAAGUUGCAAAUGCAGAAGGCCUUCAAGUUAAUGAGAUUGCACUUGAGGAGCUUGCAGAAAGGGUGAAUGGAGAUAUGCGCAUGGCAUUAAACCAAUUACAAUAUAUGAGCCUCUCAAUGUCAGUCAUUAAUUAUGAUGAUGUAAGACAGCGCCUUCAAGGAAGUGCAAAAGAUGAAGAUAUUUCACCAUUCACCGCUGUAGAUAAGCUGUUUGGCUUUAGUGGAGGAAAGCUGAGAAUGGAUGAGCGGAUUGACCUCAGUAUGAGUGAUCCUGACUUGGUCCCUCUUCUUAUCCAGGAAAACUACAUUAAUUAUAGGCCAAGUUCAAUUGGUAAAGAUGACAAUGGGAUGAAACGUAUGAGCUUGAUUGCACGUGCUGCUGAGUCUAUUGCCGAUGGAGAUAUAAUAAAUGUGCAGAUUCGAAGAUAUCGACAGUGGCAGCUCUCUCAAACUGGUUCUCUGUCAUCCUGUAUCAUUCCUGCUGCAUUGUUGCAUGGAUCAAGGGAGACACUUGAACAGGGUGAACGGAAUUUUAAUAGAUUUGGUGGGUGGCUGGGAAAGAAUUCAACAGCGGGCAAAAAUUUGAGGCUAUUGGAGGAUCUGCAUGUUCAUCUCCUUGCUUCUCGUGAAUCUAAUAUGGGGAGGGAGACACUUCGACUUGACUACCUUACAGUUCUUCUGAAACAAUUGACAGAUCCUCUUCGGGUGCUGCCUAAGGAUGAAGCUGUUGAGAAGGUUGUGGAGUUCAUGAAUGUAUACUCAAUAAGUCAGGAGGAUAUGGAUACCAUUGUGGAGUUAUCAAAAUUUCAGGGGCAUGGGAAUCCUUUGGACGGCAUACCAUCAACUGUCAAAGCGGCUCUGACAAGAGCAUAUAAAGAAGAAAGCAAAUCAAGGAUGGUACGAGCUGCAGAUUUAGUCACACUUCCUGGAAAGAAGAAGGCCCUUAAGAAGCGUGUUGCAGCGAUUCUAGAACCUUCUGAUGAUGGUCUAAGAGAGGAAAAUGGUGACGUGUUGGCUGAAAGUGAAGAAGAAAACUCAUCUGACACAGAGGAUAUGGAAGGAACUGGUAAUGGCGAGAAGCUGCAGUCUGAGCUUCAGAGUUUAACUUCAAAAGGAAUCCAAGUAGAGGUGGAACUGAAGUGCGGAAAGGAAAGUUCAAAGUCUAAGAAGACCCCUACAGGAAGAGGAAAAGGUGGGUCUGCAUCUACUGAAAAAAAACCAGCAGGCAGAGGGAGAGGUGGUUCUGGUUCCUCGGAGAAACCUGGAGCUAAGAGAAAGAGAUGAAAUUAUUACUGUAAACCCUUGCGGUUGUAAAGUUUUGCUUGUUUAUGACAAAUGUAGGUGCGCUUCUUUCUGUGAGCUGUAAAACUCCUUUUGGGGGAUGCUUGUUGACUGUUGGUAGCAAAUGUUACUGUGGUGACGCCUUCUUUUUCAGGACCACAGAUUUUGUAGAUCAGUUUUUGGAUAAUGUUUGAAAUGGGAUGGUUUGCUUGGAA
Populus nigra (black poplar) is the source of this 3331-nucleotide messenger RNA. Its product is annotated as replication factor C subunit 1. Gene Ontology annotation, biological process: DNA replication; DNA repair. NCBI's taxonomy places the organism in Eukaryota, Viridiplantae, Streptophyta, Magnoliopsida, Malpighiales, Salicaceae. Gene Ontology annotation, molecular function: ATP binding; ATP hydrolysis activity; DNA binding. The transcript is spliced from 23 exons. The record is from RefSeq and is a predicted model, not a curated record. Bases 210 to 3119 code for a protein of 969 amino acids. Gene Ontology annotation, cellular component: DNA replication factor C complex; nucleus.